AUGCCCCAGAGCGAAGUGAUUAUUCUCACAGAUCCAGUUUCUGACCUUUCAGUUCACAGAAAUAGGGGAGUAGGCAUAUGGAAUCAAAAGAACAUGGAUGAAUUCACAUCUAUGAUUGAUAGAAUUGCUCAGCUCUUCCUGAUUUUCCUGGCAUCACUUCUCAUUCUAAGAUCAUGGGUUUGGGAUGGAUGCUUGCCAGCUUUUCCCGUACAAAUUUACCAGGCCUGGCUGCUAUUUCUUUAUAUUGGUUUGGCAUUGCGAGAGAACAUAUUGAGAGUAAAUGGAAGUGAUAUCCGUCCAUGGGUGGAGACGAAGAAGAUUGUGAUGAAGAUAUGGAAGAAGCUUCUGAUGAUCAUGAAGAUGUGGAAGAAGGUUGUGCUGAAGAUGUGGAAGAAGCUGGUUGUGCAAAAGAUGUGUAAGAAAAACAAGGAGAAGAUCAAGAAGAAUAGUUGUGUUUUAUGUUAUCUAGCUAGCUAGUUCUUAGAACUUUUUUUUGUUAUUUUGGGAUGACUCUUUUUUGAGAGAAACUUGUGUUUAAUAUGGUUGUUUUGGAUCAUAUGGUUGUUUUGAAUUUUGAGAGAAACUUUUUGUUGUUAUUUUGGGAUAACUCUUUUUUUGUUAUUACU
Messenger RNA from Vicia villosa (hairy vetch), 626 nucleotides. RefSeq lists its product as uncharacterized. Bases 1 to 477 code for a protein of 158 amino acids. Gene Ontology annotation, cellular component: membrane. The record is from RefSeq and is a predicted model, not a curated record. The transcript is spliced from 4 exons. Lineage: Eukaryota; Viridiplantae; Streptophyta; Magnoliopsida; Fabales; Fabaceae.